Arachis ipaensis is the source of this 993-nucleotide messenger RNA. NCBI's taxonomy places the organism in Eukaryota, Viridiplantae, Streptophyta, Magnoliopsida, Fabales, Fabaceae. The record is from RefSeq and is a predicted model, not a curated record.
AUGGCUGACAAUCUGGAUUUAAAUGCGGUUCCAAAUGAUAUAUUGGAUUCGGUGUUAGCGAGCACAAAGAGAUGUCGUCGGAGGUUGAUGAAGGGUGGUGAAGCUGUGACGAACAAGGUGGUUGAUAAGUCCAAUAAAUCAUCGGAUCCAAAGGAGAAAAAGAGUGGUGAAGUUGAAAAGAGCUCUAAUUCUUCGAAUGUAGUUAGAACUUCACUGAGCCUGUUGUUUGCAAAGCCUGUUCCUGUUCCAGAUGACUGCAUAGAUCCCCGAUGGAAAUGGUUCAAGAACUGUCUAGGAGCAUUAGAUGGAACAUAUAUAGAUGUGACUAUCCCUGAAGAAGAUAAAUCAAGAUACAGAACAAGAAAGGGUAAAAUAUCAACCAACGUCCUAGGCGUAUGCAAUCGAGAUAUGAAUUUUGUGUACGUACUUAGUGGAUGGGAAGGAUCCGCAUCGAAUUCAAGAGUCCUUAGAGAUGCAAUUUCACGUCGUAAUAACCUCAAGAUACCAAUUGGGAAUUAUUAUUUAGUGGAUGCUGGUUAUACUAAUUGCAAGGGGUUUCUAGCACCAUAUAGGCAAACUCGAUACCAUGUACAAGAAUGGGCCUAUGGUAGAAAUGCGCCUAGAAACUUUCGAGAAUAUUUUAACAAGAAGCACUCUUCAGCUAGGAACAUUAUUGAACAUUGUUUUGGUUUAUUGAAGAAGAGAUGGGCAAUUUUGAGGAGUCCUUGUUUCUACCAAAUCAAAACACAAAAUAAAAUAAUUAUUGCUUGUUGUUUAUUACAAAAUUUUAUUCGGCUUAAUAUGGACUCCGAUCCUGAGGAGGACGUAUCACUUGAGAAUGAGCAAGUGCUUAUUGGAGAGGAGCAUGGUGAUAACCAAGAUGGCGAUGAUGAAAUGAUUGAUAGUGUAGAGGACAGCAAUGAAUGGAAUGUUUGGCGAGACAACUUAGCACAUGAAAUGUACAAUGAGUGGAUGUAUAGCCGAAUUAAUUAA